AUGGUUCUGACGGAGUUGCUGAGGCUAAAAGAAUCCAAAUCACCAGGUCCCGAGGAGAUUCCGGCGAAGAUUUUGAAGGAACUCGCCGGUGAGUUGUCUAAGCCACUCUACAUGCUUUUCCAUACAUCCUUCGAGAACGGAUAUCUGCCACCCGACUGGAAGUCGGCGUGGAUUACGCCGCUGUACAAGGGCGGAAGUCGGGUCUCUGCGAACAGUUACAGACAGGUCAGCCUCACCUCCAUUUGCUGUAAGAUUAUGGAGAAGAUAAUAAAGCAACAACUGACGCAGUUCCUUGAACAAAACCAUUUGCUUUCCGAUUCUCAGCAUGGAUUUCGAAAAGGCAGAUCCUGUGUGACAAACCUGCUCUACUGUCUGGAACACUGGACUAGGACUGUUGAUAGAGGAGAUAUGGUGCAUGCCAUCUAUAUCGACUUUAAAAAGGCCGUCGAUAGUGUGCCUCACCACCGCCUUCUAUACAAACUUAGCCGUGCAGGAGUGCGAGGUAAGCUUCUGAUGUGGAUUCGGAGCUUUUUAAUCGGCCGCUCUCAAGCCGUCCACGUCGGUGACCAACAAUCUGCCGAGGUUGCCGUUAAGAGUGGUGUUCCAAAAGGCUCUGUUCUUGGUCCUACACUGUUCCUCGUAUACGUCAAUGACUGCGCAAACGAACUGAAUUGCGAUGUCGCAAUGUUUGCCGAUGACAUAAAGAUCUGGAGUAGCAUACGAAGCGAAGUUGACGAGGCGCGACUGCAGACAAAUCUGGACCACCUUGCUCAAUGGUCGAAAGACUGGCUUCUACCGUUCAACGUAAACAAGUGUACUUUCCUACGCGUCGGCAGAACCAGUUCCCCUAACCACACGGUCUACCGUCUGACUGGCAAACCCCUGCAAGAAGUCGACGCCCAGAAGGACUUGGGUGUAUGGAUUACAACCUCGCAUAGGACUUCACUAAAAUGUUCAAAGGUGGCCAAGUCGGCGAUGUCCAUUCUAUACCUCGUCAAACGGGCGUUCUCCUCCUUUGAUGAAGACUGCUUCGCCAAGGUCUUUCAAAUUUUUGUGCGACCGCAUCUGGAGUUUGCUAUCCAAGAAUGGCGACCCUGGACCGCUAAAGACUUGGGCAUACUCGAAAAAGUUCAACGGCGAGCAACGAAACUUGUAUCUGGGCAGUGGUCACUACCCUACGAAACACGAUUAGCUAAUCUUGACCUCGUUCCUUUGAGUUACAGACAGCUACGUGGGGACCUGAUACAAGCUUUCCGCAUCGUGCGCAAUCAGGGCUGCUGCCUCGCGUUUGGAGACUUCUUCGAGUUGGCGACUACGACUAACCUGAGAGGCCAUCCACUCAAACUGCGUGUGGCUGGUGCCCGGCAAGACACCCGAAAGUUCUUCUUCUCCAACAGAGUGGUUGCAGCUUGGAAUGCCUUGCCCGAGGAUGUUGUUAUGUCGGGCUCGGUAGAUACUUUUAAAUGGAGACUAGAUCAGCAUUGUAGCGCGCACCACAAUAACGCCGGACUGCGCCCACCUUGAGAGCCAACGCUGACAAUUUACUGUUAUAACGAUGCUACUACCGACGUUUAAGUAAUAUAUAUUUAUGUAAUUUAUUAAGCUUGGGCCACGUCGCAUACCGCUGUUCGCAUUCACCACGAUGCUUGUAGACUAAGCAAUUUUACUUCUUUUCCCGUGUCUUAAGUGUGCCUCAAGUGUCCGCUGUAUUUGAUCAACAAAGCAAGUUAAUGUGCCUCUAAACUCUGUUAACGCAUGGCUUUCUGUGUUCAUCUGUACAGUUUUUGCUAUUCCCCUCGCAUUUUUUUCAUGUUACUUCCUUUCCAUUUCCUCCAUAUAUAUCCUCUGCAUGUAACCAAUAGGGAUUUCAAAGGUACAUACCUACGUUCCCUGAAAUAUACUGAUACUGAUACUGACGUGUCUAACAAUUCUUUUCAGUUCGUUUUAGGUCAGGAUUUAUCCCCACUGAUUCACGUUAACCCGUAUGUGCUACCACCAGAUUCUUCUGCCGAUACACCACAACGGCGCGUAAAGGCUGAUUCCCAGUUCUUGAAAUUUAUUGUAUUUACCGGAACAUGGCAGUCAUGUCGAUGGUUCCCCGGUUUUUUCAGAGUAGUCAUCGACCCCCUGCAAAGAAUCUAGUUCCAGGUACAGGUAAAAGGGUUGAAUAAAAGUGAGCUAAAUAUAAAAAAGAAGGUGGCCAGUGUGACCGUUGCAAAUUUGCCACUUUUCUUUGUUUUACGACUUGUCUCAAAAUAUUGGUUUUAGGUUUGUGAGUUCUGUGAAAUUUAGCUUCUCCGAGGUUUCGGUCUAAAUGACCCUCUUGUAAACCGAAAGUCCUAUAAAUAGGAUUCGACUCAAAAUACGUUCACCCUCAGGAGGUUGCAGCGGAAAGCCCGCAGGAAGAACCAAUUUCUUCCUGACUGCAUCUUCGCAAUCAGCUCAGUGGACGGCUGAGUCGUUUGGAUAUUUGCUUCAUGCAGUUAACUUAAUUAAAUACUUCCACUUAUACCUUUCAAGGAGUUCCAAAAUUUCCCCGAAGUAGCAAUGCGAAUCGAAAAUAUACACUUAGGACACUGUGUAAAAAGUCUGCCCCACUGGGUUUCGGACCACGGCCCCGGGUGGCGAGACGAGCGAUGAUGCCCCACAUGACUGCUUCACAGCGGAGACUGAAAAAUAAAUGAGUAAGCACCGGGCGUCGUCAAAAAGAAUUCAGUGCUGGUUAUUCAGAAAUCAAACUAUGUAUCAAGCGGACGAAGAGCCUAAUGGUUUUGAUGAAUGUCAAGUACGAAAAGGAAACCUGUGCAGCAUACUUCAUAUCACACCGAAAAUUCUUGGAUAUGGAGAAGGGGAUAAAGGGGUUAAAAUUGGAGUGAAUAAUUUGAACAUUCAGAAGAGGAAACAUUGGUCACACCACAUAUUAAGAAGAGAAGAACAUCCACAAUCACCCACAGCGGCACCAAGUGUUGAAGAACAAGAUAACGCAUUUAACGAUUUCAAAGAAACCGACGAUCUCUUCCGACGAGAAGUAAGCACAACCAAAAGGGAUCACACAGCAAAAGAAUUACCACCAGAGUAUCUUAAGAAGACGAAUUAUGUUGAAAUGUUAGUAUAAUUGGAAUUCAGUUUGAACAAAAUACAAGACAAUAUCACACUGUCGAAGAAGGACACGCCGCUGGUUUUAAAAUGGAAGAGAAAUGGAAGAUAUCGUUUUAAGUGGUUUUUCUGAGAGAACUAACGAUUUUAGCCCCUGUUUUUUGAUUAAAUUUCCUUAAAUACAGGCCUAUGCACUCAGAGUUCUGUUAGUCUAUGCCUUUUGAUCCUCAGUCGCACUCUGCAAUUCCUAUUUUGUGCAUUCCAUUUCUCUCUAACUGUGUAAUUUAUUUUUACACCGUUAGCCUCUAGCUGAAAUUCAGUCAGCUGGUCUGUCAGAAGUUUUCUUAACUACAACUUGCCUCGGGACAAUAUGAGAGUAAAAGUCACAGGUCGGCGAAAGUUCUCGACUUCUGUACGCAGGCAUGGAUUAACCAAAUCUAAGUCAGAAGACUCAAAUAAAUCUAAUUCAGAAGGCUUACCUUAAUAUAAGUCAAAAGAUAUUACUAGUCAGUCGUCACCCGUUGUAACUGGUACACAGCCUAAUCUGUCUGCACUUGACAGCUGCAAGGAUCUUGUACUAAAGUUUGUCACUCUGCUCUCAAUUCUUGGAAAAUUAUUCGACGGGAACAUCUCCGAUAUUCCCUCUCAGGGAUGUAGGCCUCUUGAUUCACCUGUUCACCAGAUCACCAGUAAAUCUAGUGACAGACAAAGGCGUGCUUACAUCUUUUGUUUAAAAAUGUUCCUCGAUCUACUCGGCCAGUUGAUGUUUCGACUAAUUUCCCGUAUUCGUGUGAUUUCAACUACAAAAUAGCCGAUAUACAAUGCUUGUCCUCCCGUAGUCAAAAUUCACGCGUCUUAGUCAAAUUAUUUGUAUCAAUCGAGGUUGGCACAAUCUCUGCCCAUCGAGAUCGUGUCCUUGCAUACCUAGAAAAUGCAAAAUUUUACCUUUGUCAUGAUCUUACUCCCAUGGAGCGUAUGAUCGGGUCCCUCUCCUCACGUAAUGCCCACCAGUGAUGCGAAAUGUUCACAGCAGGUUGCACCUCAUUAGUUUGUAAGAUAGGAGGAACAAAUUGAGCAGGAUCAGUCUUUCAGCAUGUGACCGAGUCCCAAGACCGUCCACCAGAUCUUUCACCCUUCGUUGCUUCUGCUCGAUGGCAUUGCUGUCUUUCUUCGUUCAGGGCGUCCAUACUGGCAUUCCGUGUUUCACAUGCGGUUUGACGAACUUACCAAAUAUCUGAGCGAAGAGUUCGGAAGGGAAGGCUGCGAAAGCACGCCCAAUCCAGUGCAUGGUGCUGGUUGCGUUUCGGAUGACUAUUUUGCAGUGUUGGGAGGGCAGCAAUCUUGGACUUGUUCAGAUAUUCAGGUCUUUGUGCGCAUUCACUUCUUUUAAGGGAAUCCCACUUAUAGUUUACCGGUGUUUUGGGAAACGUCUUCGACCAGACUCCCAGCGCAAGACUGCACAUUGGGAUACAGUAAACGUCGGAAGCCACUUGCUGGACCUUGGAGCUAGAUUAUCAGCGUCUUCUUGCAGAUUCCGUGCGCCGUCAGCACAGCCGACUGUUUCGUAGAGUUUAAAUCAUCUACAAACAUGAUGGCAUCGCAGUCCAGAUCUGCAGUACAGUUGUCUAGAUAGAUGAGGAAGAGGAGGGUACCCAAGACUGAAUCCAGUGGAACUUCGCUUUCGACUGGUACUCGUUCGGAGGCAGUGUAAGCAACAAGCACUCUUUGCAACCUAUGCGACAGGAAACUAUUUACCCACCUAAAAUGUUGCCCUAAAUUCCACGUUGCCAAAUCCUCCGUAGCAGUCGUCCAUAAGGCACGUUAUCAAACGCCUUUCCGAAGUCUAAAGCAUGACACCAGCCAAACGGGCCUGAUCUGUGGUUUUUGUUUACUUUUCAUGUAGGCGAAGAGUAUUGGCAAGACAUGAGUGACUUCUAUGAAAUCCGUUCUGAGCACCACAUAUUAAGUUCAUCUGCUCCAGAGACGUCACUAAACACCCCUUAAUAAGUCGUUCCGUAGCCUUGCACACAAGGCAGGUUAAACUAAUAAGAAGGUAAUUUUAAGACUCCAGCCUGGACCCUCCUUUGUAGAUUGAGGAAAUAAAGGAAGUUUUACAUUCCACCGGCAGUUCGCCUUCUUCCAUGGGCUUUUGAAAUGUCAUAGACACCGGCUCGCACAGUAUGUCAGGCUAUCUUCGAAGGGUAAGUGGAUGAAUUCUAUCUGGGGAAGAGGAGGGGGACUAAAUUCUUGGGCGAAUGUGGACUGAGAGAAGCUGGAGAAGACUGAUGCUUCCAUUUGGUCAUCCGUCUCCAUUUCCCCGCUUUGGGACCUCAGCUCCGGAAUCGGGUCACGAUUUCUCUUGUCACUACGUAUGUAACCGUAUAGGGUCUUAGGAUGCUCCAAAGAGUUCUGCAAUAUACUUAGCCCAUAGUUCCUUCAAAGUCUAUUAGCCUCACUUUUAUACACAUCUAUCUGUCGUUCAUAUUCCUGCAAGUGUUCAGAACUCUCCGCUAGUCGAAACCGUCUUCACACUCUUUUUCUUCCUUUAAAGGCAAUUUGUAGUUCCUGUUUUAUCUACGGCGGACGGUUGUUGGUUUUUUCCUCCGAGUGAUCAGUUUAGAUCAAUGUUGCUUUUAACCAACGCUUCGGUUCGUUUUUAUUUAGCCUCAUGCGUGCUACUGAGCGGAAAAAGAUAGAAUCCGUUCAACACUUUUUUACCAAGAGAGUUUCAACCCCGGAACACCGGCAUUUGUCUUAUCAAGAACGUUACCGGCUUACAGGCCUUGAUACUUUAUGGUUCCGUAGAUUACAAAAGGGACAAUUUUUGCUAUUUAAGCUCUUAUAUAAUCACAAAUUUAACCCACUCACCUCUUUAAGACACCAUGUCCACCCACGACGUAACAGUCACCGUGAGGUCUUUUUAUCACUUCCUCUGGCACGUACUGUUAAAUAUCGUCGGUUCUUUUCUGUAAAUGCAAUUGCUAUUUGGAAUAAACUACCAGGAAUGUGAAAAAUCUGCAAAAUUAUCCUUUAUUUAAGAGAACUAUUACUAGAUUUUUUCAUUCAGAAAAGCUCCCACAAAUUUUGGGUGCUGAAUCCACUGAUCGACUGUACCGUAGCGAUGGAAUUUGUGGUCUCUGAACACUAUGGCCUGUCUCAUCAUGGACAAUUUCUUUAGCCAAAAGCGACAGCUUUUCCUCAACGCCUCUACUUUGACUAUCCCCAACUUCAUGAAAGGAAUUGACGUCCGAUAAUCUCCGAUACCGUGCAACCCCCUCCCCCCCUUCUUGACGGUCGAAAAUUAACCGCCAGCAGUUUUUUUCUCCUGAACCCUCCAAACCAUAAAAACCACUAUCAAGUAUAUUUUUAUUCCUUUACCUCAGGAUUUUUUCCCUGAUGGUCGGAUUUGUGCUUAACGCUUCCCUUAACAAUGCCUGUAAACUGGCAUUAAAUAAAAUUAUCAAACAUUAUCAAUCAAAAUUUAAAUAUGCUCCAGUAGUCGUCAACUGUUCCCUGUAAUGUGGUUGUCCACAGUGUUGUUGAGAUUUGCGUUCGAGUGCUGGAAAAAUACCCCUCCAGAUAUUUGUUCCCAAUGGUCCGGGUCAUUAGGGUAGGCAAUGAGCGUUGCAAUAUGAUCACUAGUACCAAUUGGCGAGAAACCUUAUAAAUCCAGCACACUCUCCUCAUCUCGAGUGAGCACCAGGUCGGGGAAAUUUGAAUGUCAAUUUCCCCUAACAAAUUUUCCGAGAGUUACAAUCUGAAAAAGUAAUUUUUACGCUCCCAAGGUCAAGCCGCUGGUUUUAAAUUUGAAGAUAAGUGGAGGAUAUUAUUGUAAGUGGUUUUUCUGUGAGACCUAACGAUUUUAGUACCUGUUUUUUGGUCGAAUUUCCUUAACUACAGGCCUCUUCUCUUAGAACUGCCUGCUGCCAUCUCCUUUUGAGUUCUGCUAGUCUAUUCCCGUUGUUCACUAAUCUCACUCUGCAAUCCUCAUUUUGUGCAUCCGAUUUCUCUCUAACUGUUGUAAUUUAUUUUUACAUCGUUAGCCCCUUGCUGAAAUUCAGUCAACUUGUCUGCCAGAAGUUUUCUUAAUCACAAAUUGCCCCGAGACAAGAUGAGACCAAAAGUCACUGGUCGACGUAAGCUCCCGGCUCUUGUAAGUAAGCAUGGCCUAACUAAACGUAAGUCAGAAGCUUUACCUAAAUCUAAGUCAGAUGAUAUUACUAGUCAGUCGUCACCCGUUGUAAUUGGUCGGCAGCUUAAUCUGUCUGCACUUGACCACUGCAAUGACUUUAUGCUAAAGUUUGGCUCUUUGCUGACUAUUCUUGGACAUUUAUUCGACGGGAACAUCUCCGAUAUUCCCUCUGAAGAAUGUAGGCGUCUCGACUCACUUGUUCACCUGAUUGCCAGUGAAUCUAGUGAUAGACAGAAGUGUUCUUACAAUUUCCUGCUAAAAAUGUUCUUCGAUCUGCUCGGCCAAUUGAUGUUGCGACCAAUUUCCUGUAUUCAUGUGGUUUCAACUACAAAAUAGCCGAUGCCAAACGCUUGUCCUCCCCUAGCAAAAAUCCACCCAUCUUAGUCAAAUUGUUUUCAUCAAUCGAGGUUGACACAAUCUUUGCCCAUCGAGAGCGUGUCACUGCGUACCUAGAGAAGGAAAAAUUUUUCCUUUGUCAUGAUCUUACUCCUAUGGAGCGUAGAAUCGGGUCUCUAUUCUCACGUAAACCCACUGCCUCUCAGUCUAAUGCUCCCCAACUCGGUCAUAAUACAAGUGGCCGUAAGGAUUCAGCUUCUCAUACUCCUGCGACAUCUGCCUCCCUCCUUCCUCUUUCUCCUACAUCUCCAUCUCACUCAAGCCACUUGACGCAUUUGCCUGCCCCUAAACUUGCAGCAGCAGCAGCAGCAGCAGCAGCAGCAGCAGCAGCAGCAGCAGCAGCAGCAGCAGCAGCAGCAGCAGCAGCAGCAGCAGCAGCAGCAGCAGCAGCAGCAGCAGCAGCAGCAGCAGUAG
This is a messenger RNA of Spirometra erinaceieuropaei, 8098 nucleotides long. NCBI's taxonomy places the organism in Eukaryota, Metazoa, Platyhelminthes, Cestoda, Diphyllobothriidea, Diphyllobothriidae. The record is from the annotation of a GenBank genome assembly.